GGGAGCCGGAGCCGGAGCCGAGCAGAAGGUGCCUGGUGCUGAUGCGGGAUGGCAGCGAGGAGCCUAGAAUGCAGAUGCUGAACCGACUCGAACAGUUGUCUCUUCUGCAGGAGCACCCACUGGUUGACCUUGAGAAAUUAAUGCAUCACUCUUGAAGUGUUUUACCUUCACGCCAGUAUCAGUUUAUUUUCUUUUUAAAUUUAUAUCUGUAGUCGCACAUCUUGAUUCAGAAAUCGUAGCAUCUUUAGUGACUAAAGAGGAUUGCAGUGUAUUGGUGUGCUGCCAUGUUCAGCUAAAGGUGAAGGGUUCUUCCCGCAUUCUCCGCGUUGGAUCUAUUCCCUUUACCUCCUCGGAGGUUUGCUGGUGAUCUGCAUUGUUGCUGGCAAAAAAGCGAGAGAUGGCGGACCCAGCUGAAUGCAGCAUUAAAGUAAUGUGCCGAUUCAGGCCGUUGAGUCAGGCAGAAAUCCUGAGAGGAGACCAGUUCAUCCCGAAAUUUAAGGGCGACGACACAGUCAGUCUUCUAGGGCAAGGAAAACCUUUCGUAUUUGACAAAGUUUUUUCUCCGAACACAACCCAGGAGCAAGUUUACAAUGCAUGUGCCAAACAGAUUGUUAAAGAUGUGCUUGACGGUUACAAUGGAACUAUUUUUGCUUAUGGUCAAACAUCUUCUGGGAAAACACAUACCAUGGAGGGAAAGCUUCAUAAUCCUCAGCUGAUGGGCAUUAUUCCAAGGAUAGCUCAUGACAUCUUUGAUCACAUCUAUUCCAUGGACGAGAAUCUAGAAUUCCACAUUAAGGUUUCCUAUUUUGAGAUCUAUUUAGACAAAAUUCGGGAUUUGCUGGAUGUUUCAAAAACAAAUCUUUCAGUACAUGAGGAUAAAAACAGAGUACCUUUUGUUAAGGGAUGUACGGAGAGGUUUGUUUCUAGUCCUGAAGAGGUGAUGGACGUUAUUGACGAAGGAAAGGCGAAUCGUCAUGUAGCUGUUACCAACAUGAAUGAACACAGCUCCCGAAGCCACAGCAUUUUCCUCAUUAACAUUAAACAGGAGAACAUAGAGACUGAAAAGAAGCUCUCCGGAAAGCUGUACCUCGUGGAUUUAGCUGGUAGUGAAAAGGUCAGCAAAACAGGAGCUGAAGGAGCUGUCCUUGAUGAAGCUAAAAAUAUCAAUAAGUCUCUUUCUGCUCUGGGGAAUGUGAUCUCUGCACUGGCUGAGGGAACUAAAACACAUGUUCCAUACCGUGACAGUAAGAUGACCCGAAUUCUUCAGGAUUCCCUUGGUGGCAACUGCCGAACUACCAUAAUUAUUUGCUGCUCGCCCUCCAGCUUUAAUGAAGCCGAGUCAAAAACAACUUUGAUGUUUGGCCAGAGAGCAAAGACUAUCAAGAACACAGCAUCUGUUAAUCUGGAGUUGACGGCAGAGGAGUGGAAGAAGAAAUACGAGAAGGAAAAAGAGAAAAACAAGUCCCUGAAGAAUGCUCUUCAGCACCUGGAGAUGGAGCUAAACAGAUGGAGAAAUGGUGAGUCUGUGCCUGAAGAUGAGCAGAUUGACGCCAAGGAUCAGAAGACCUUGGAGCCAUGUGACAACCAGACGACUAUUGAUAAUGUUGUUGCUGCACCCAAAAUCACAGCUGGGGAGAGAGUGAAGUUGGAGGAGGAGAUCAGCAAUUUGUACAAACAGCUCGAUGACAAGGAUGAAGAGAUAAACCAGCAGAGCCAACUGACAGAGAAUCUAAAGCAGCAGAUGCUGGACCAAGAGGAGCUGUUGGUCUCCACGCGGAGGGAUUACGAGAAGAUUCAAGAGGAGCUGAAUCGCUUACAGCUGGAAAAUGAAGCUGCCAAAGACGAGGUGAAGGAAGUGCUUCAGGCCCUGGAGGAACUGGCUGUCAACUAUGACCAGAAAUCCCAAGAAGUGGAGGACAAGUCAAAAGCUAAUGAACUGUUGACUGAUGAAUUGGCUCAAAAAACGAGUACUUUAAUAGUUUUUCAGAAAGAACUCAACCAGCUCCAGGAACUCAGCAACCAUCAGAAGAAGAGGGCGACUGAGAUCCUGAAUAUUUUGUUGAAGGACCUGGGAGAAAUUGGUGGAAUCAUCGGCAACAGUGAAGUAAAGCUGAUGGCAGAAAUGAAUGGGGUGCUGGAGGAAGAGUUCACUGUUGCUCGUCUAUAUGUAAGCAAAAUGAAGUCUGAGGUCAAGACCUUGGUGAAACGGGCCAAACAGCUGGAGAGCACACAGCUGGACUGCAAUAAAAAGAUGAACGAGAAUGAGCGGGAGUUGGCAGCAUGCCAACUUUUAGUGUCACAGCACGAGGCCAAGAUAAAGUCACUGACCGAUUACAUGCAGAACAUGGAGCAGAAGCGCAGACAGCUGGAGGAGUCUCACGACGCACUGGACGAGGAGUUAGCUAAACUUCGCGCCCAAGAAAAGAUGCACGAAGUGACCUUUCAGGACAAAGAAAAAGAACAUCAGACCCUGCUUCAAGAUGCCAAUGAAAUGAAGAGGACUCUGGAACAGCAAAUGGAAACCCAUCGAGAGGCCCACCAGAAACAACUGGCUCGCCUGAGGGAUGAAAUUGAUGAAAAGCAAAAAAUCAUUGAUGAACUGAGAGAUUUGAACCAAAAACUGAUGCUGGAGCAAGAAAAAUUGAACUCUGAUUUUGAAAAGUUAAAAAUGGAAGAGCAGGAAAAAAGUGCAGAGCUACAGAAACUUGUACUUCUUAAUGACAAAAGAGAGCAAGCAAAACAGGACCUCAAGGGGCUGGAGGAGACAGUUGCAAAAGAACUCCAAACACUCCACAACCUCCGAAAACUUUUUGUUCAGGACCUCACCACUAGGGUCAAGAAAAGCACUGAACUGGACUCAGAUGAUGGAGGGGGGAGUGCUGCACAGAAACAGAAAAUAUCCUUUCUUGAGAACAACCUGGAGCAGCUUACAAAGGUUCACAAACAGCUGGUUCGUGACAAUGCAGAUCUUCGUUGUGAGCUUCCUAAGCUGGAAAAACGACUUCGGGCUACAGCUGAGAGAGUUAAGGCACUGGAGAGUGCACUGAAGGAAGCCAAGGAGAGUGCGAUGAGGGAACGCAAGCGUUACCAUCAGGAGGUCGACCGAAUCAAGGAAGCAGUACGGGCCAAAAACAUGGCCAGGCGGGCGCAUUCGGCUCAGAUUGCAAAACCUAUUCGUCCUGGCCAUUACCCUGCAUCCUCUCCAACAGCCUUUCAUGCUAUCCGUGGUGGUGGAGUAGCUGUGACCUCAAACCCUAGUUACUAUCAGAACAAGGACAAGUAAUUGGGGCUUCAGUCAAGCAUGCAUUAAUGACCCAAGACCAAAUCAUAAAACCCUUCAGAAGAAACCCACUCCUAAUCAUCAACCUUCUUCAGAACUGUAGUCAUAGGACUUUGGCUUUACCUGGGUCAAGAUAAGUAUGUAUGGAACUGCAUUCAUUCUACGUCAUCUAGCAUCAAGGAUCAUAUGUGUUUGUGCGUGAAAAUUAAUUCCCAGCCUUUUCCAGGACUGUGCUAAGCUAAAAUUAUACAUUGUAUCGCAGUGUCUUAGGAAGAUUAUUACCUUGUAUUGUGAGUUUGAUUUUCUGUAUGAUAAAAUGUUUUAUUUUGUAUUUUUUGGGUUGUGGGUGGGCAAACAUUGCUGCUAAAUUAUAAAUUUUAAAGGAGUGAAAAGGUAAAAUUUGUGCUUGUAGAAUUUUCUAAAGAUUAACAAAAAACUCAUUUUGGCAGCAUUGGUCAACCUGGUCAGUGUAGGUCUUCAAAGUGAACAACUUGGACAGCAGUGACCCAGGACUGGAAUGCCUUUUAGUACAAACAAAAACUACAAGCCUUUAACUAUGCUACAUUUUGUUUGAUUUUUACACUUCACUUGAAUCACUGAGAAUGUCGGAAUGGAAAGCUGAAGGUUUCAAAGACGGACAUAAGCAAUGCAAACUGGCCUUAUUUUGGGUCCAAAGAAAACGUGGUCGCCUUUAGUACUCAGAAGAGACAGUUUAUAUUCUUGUGCAAGCAACACUGGAAAACUGGAAGCAGAUACAACUUGUCCAACCACCUAAUCCCUUCAGACCUUCAAGAAGAACUUUUGGUCUGUUAGCUGCCAUUAACCUUACUGAAGAAAUAGGAAGGAAUUGUUCUAUUAUGAGCAGAACUGUGUAAAACAAAGUAUGUUCACUCAUGGGUAUAUCUGUUGAUGUCUACCAUCACUCAACUGCUGGUUUCAUGCCAUUUGAACACAGGUAGUUUCAUUGUAGAGACUAUACUGGUUCCCAGAGAACGUUUGGUCUUACGGACAGCAUUAUCUCUGGAGGCAAUUACAAAUCUUUAAUAUCGAUUUAAUUAAAAGAAAGCUGCCUUUAACAACUCUACCAUGGUGGUCCAAAUGUUCCUAGAUAUCCUUUGGAGAGUCUACAUUGACUGAAGCUUGCACUGCAUGUGGUUUUUGUAUAUUUAUGAUUUCCAUCUGUAUUUUCACUUGCCUAAUCAUGGCUGCUGGGGUGAUGAGUUAUGAACAAAGCUGCGUUAUCACAGUGACUGUCUUUCAUUCAGUAUUGGGCCCUGCACGUAACUAGAUGCUGAUCAGCCAGUCAGUUCACCUAGUGCCAGACCUGUGAAAUUUCCAAGCUAAAUCGAAGAUUGUCACUGUGAAAGCUGGCCUUGUUAACAAGUCACAAAUUUUUUUAUCGUUUUAAUCUCGUGUCUACGGAAACCUGCCCCUUCUCAAUUGCCCCUAGACACUUACAAAACUUUUUUUUUGCCGUAAUACCAGUGGGAUUGUUCCCUAAACCCCAUCCUAUAAUUGCAGAACAUAACGUAAGGAUUUGCAGAGGGGAUUAAAAAUGUCUCAUUGGUUACUGUCACUAAAUACAAGUGUGUUUAUUAGUCUGCAGUUGUACUUGCCUCAGCUCAUUUACUUCUAAAGAAGUUGAGCAAAUCUAUGGGGUUACGUGAAACCAGCAGCCAGAGCUAGUGAGCAUUUUAACAAAGCCUGAUUGCUGUCCUCAUCAACAUCCCACGCCCGAAGUGCUCCUCUCUCCUCCCUCCAGACUUUAAGGGUAGAUAAUGGUGUAUCUCUUGCUCUUGAAAUGGCAGAUGGCUUAAUUUCCACACAUAUUUAUGAUUGUACUAGAUUUUAGGAUGGUGCGGAUCAAAACUCAGGCCAUCUGAUAUCCUCUGUUCUUUCCAGAAGGAUGGGUACAAAGCACCGUGGGUGGCUGCAGUAUCCCAAUGACUUCUGAACAGAUUGCUUUUUAAAGGGAUUCACAGGGCCAUUCGAGGUAAAAGCCAGAGGAGGAAGAUGGCUCCACCAGGUGGCUGGGUCUUGCUAUUCCCAGCUCCUCCACAUGAGAAACACAAAGACAGAGCCAGCUCAUUUAAUGAUGCCAGUGCCAGGAGUAAUGUAUUCUGUUGUUAGCCCAAUCAAAAUGUUCUCCGUUACAGCCUUUGCCUGGUAGAUUCUGAUCAGCAAGUCAGUCAAUCUAGCUCUCAGCACAUACCUAAUGCUUUCGCAAGGCUGUUGCUGGAGGAGAUUUUAAGCGGGCCGCAUCCAAGAAUUCAAAAUGUGCAAUUGUGCCUAUAUUUAUUUCUUCAUGAACUUUUAAGUUACAAUUUACUCUUGAAUGCCUUCUUGCCUUUCAUUCCAUUGCUUUUCCUGCUCGUAUGUUUGAAAACACUGGAUUCCCGUAACCUGACAGGGUUAGUUCCUACUGUUUAUCUAGAGAAUAAGAAAUCCAGACACCAUACUAAUGCUGUGUGCCUGCCAAAUAGCUGACCAGAGUUGGGGGAGAAAAAAAAUCUUUCAUAUUGUUCAAUGUCCAUUGUCUGUCUCUGGGAUAUAUUGAGGUAUCUAAUAAUGAUACUAUAGAUGUUGGGAUGUGAGGCUCUCUGUAGUUAGUGUCUACUUUGUAAGAUGUGUAUAUGUAUUGCAGAAGUGUUUCUCUUACCUGGCUGUAUGUACAGUAGUCUUCAAAUAUGUUCAUUUUAGGGCAACCUAUAUUUAUUAAAACAAACCUAUACAAUUAUUUUGUUCAAAUGGUAUAAAAUGAAUAUUCAUGGUCAGCAUAUGAAUACUGUGAGGUAUUUAAAUAAAACAUAAGAUCAAGUUUGAGGGCAGUCUUAAAUUUCCCUGAAAUUUCUGUCCUGUAAGGUAUAAAAAUCUGCUAUGAAAUGACUUGCAUGAUGUAUAAUUUACUUGAAACGGUUAAUGAAAGUGCUGAAAUAAAGUUGAUUUAAA
This is a messenger RNA of Mobula hypostoma (lesser devil ray), 6229 nucleotides long. RefSeq names its product kinesin heavy chain. The record is from RefSeq and is a predicted model, not a curated record. Gene Ontology annotation, biological process: mitotic cell cycle; microtubule-based movement. Lineage: Eukaryota; Metazoa; Chordata; Chondrichthyes; Myliobatiformes; Myliobatidae. The coding region runs from base 398 to 3283 and encodes 961 amino acids. Gene Ontology annotation, cellular component: microtubule. The transcript is spliced from 26 exons. Gene Ontology annotation, molecular function: ATP binding; microtubule motor activity; microtubule binding.